Molecule: messenger RNA, 3111 nt
Organism: Phaedon cochleariae (mustard beetle)
Lineage: Eukaryota; Metazoa; Arthropoda; Insecta; Coleoptera; Chrysomelidae
Source: the annotation of a GenBank genome assembly
CUUUCGGUAACAAGCCAUACAAUGGAAUAGUUUUCCGACUGCAAAUAUCGAUUAUUCUCUCUCGCAUGUCUGUUGGAGAGCUUUCCACGGAAAAUAAUCGAUAAUUCUAUUCCCAGUACGAGCUUGUUUUCUUCGGAUGAAACACGAUAUAUUUUAUUCAAAAUAUAAUUCGCUCAAAAGGGAAGCACAUCACAACAGAUCAAUUUAAAGGCGCGUUUUUCGUUUUAUAGGGCUUCAGACGUUGUGAUAUGCGAGGAAGACAUGGAGGUAAGAAGUGACCAUGACAUCAUGAAGACUCAGGGGAUCAGUAAAGUGUCCCCGGCAUUCUACGAGCCGCCUCAAAGAAAAACCAGCGCGGAAAUCAUCAAUGAAGCUAGACUCGCCAUCAGAGAUUCUCAACAGAUAGGAGACAACAAUUUUGCACCACCCUCUAUAAAACCACUUCAAACUCAGAGACCUUACACGCCCAGGGAUAAGGAGAGACUUCUCUUUGGGAACAAGGUGAAAACCAAUCGACCUCCUAGCUCUUUCAGUCUUCGAUACCUUCAAAAUGAGACAGAACUACCCAACACUCCGCAAGACAACAUUUUAUUUCCCCCCAACAUGGUUACCUCGAAGACACUCAUAUCGCCUCCGAAAAGUUCGAAAAUUUCAAACAAGCUUCAACACCAGCGGUCCAACUCUUUGUCGGAAAUCAACGACACGAUUUUCAAUAUUUCGAUAAAAGAUCCGCUCCACAAAGUCAAGUUGCCAUCUUUGGAUCCCAAUCGACCGCUGCAGAAGAGGAAGAUCUUCAAAAAUACCACAUCUCUCGAUAACCUUCCUGAGGAAUCCGAGUGUCCUUCGGCACCCCAAAAAGUGGAGUCCAGAAACGCCUUCAGCUCCCCCCAAGAACGCACCGAUUUCACCGAAUCCAACUCUCUGUUCGGCAGACCUUCUAGCAAACAAAAAAACCUGUCGCAAUGCCUCUUGCUGGGACCGCAAAACCUGGAGAAAAUCUUCGACAACAAACACAUAGUCGAACACUCUCAAACGCUUUUCCUCAACACAGUAGAUGAUAAGAAAGACAGAACCUUCGAGGACGUGUUGACAGAUUUGAACAGCGAAAACGAAAAGAAUUUUGAUGAGGACAGGGUGGUAACGUUGUUGAACGAACUGUAUGAUUGCAUGGAAAAGGAGAGUUUGAACAACCAGAAAGCAUCCUCCAAGUUGAAGAUAAGAGUUUUGAAGUGCCUGUAUAAAUUCGUUGAAUCGCAAAACGAGUUGAUUUUGAUCAACAUUGCUAAGAUAAUUCUGUCACUAAAAGUGACGGGCAACAAUCUGAGUGGAGUUUGCAAGUUGAUUUUCAAAGUUGCUAAAAAUGACAAGAAUGACAAUUUGUUCUUCCAAAAAAAUUUGUUAGAGUUGUUUCUUGAUGCGCUGGGUAGAUCAAGCCCAAUGGACGAUGCAGAAGCGUGUGUCUAUGGUUAUGGUGCUGUGAAAUUUUUGACAAUGAAUCAAAAACUACUGGAUAAGAUUUUGGGUCUUGGGAUUCUACAACUCAUGGUUUUGCACAUCAAAUUGAUAAAUACAGCGAAAUUGGAGAAAACUUCAAUGCCUGAACAAACGAAUCAUGCAUUAUUCCAAUUGACCGGUGCUUUGAGAAAUUUAAUUUCCGAAGAACAUGUCUAUGACACCUUCAUAUCCUGUGGGGCUAUUGCACAACUUUGUCAAACCCUAGAAACAUUUGCUUUUGAUCCAGAUGUCAUUGCAAAUAUAUCCAGGACAUUAAGUAUAAUAUCAACCAAUGAAUGCUGUUGUGAUACAAUCGUCGAGUACAAAAACAUAUACGGGGUGUUCAUAGAUCUGUUUGACAAAUUCGCAGGCAAUGAAGAAGUGAUCGUACGUCUGACUUACACUUUGGGAAACAUUGUUGCAAAGAUCGACAAUACAAGAGUAAAGUUUUUCUACGAAAAAAAUGCUAUUGAUAGCCUUCUGAAGCUUUGGAAGGUAUACUUGGACAGAACACUUCAGAAUUGCUCAAUGAAGUUGGACGCAAAAGAAGAAUUCAGCAGUAAUUCCGAGGAUGUUAUGAUUAAGAUAAUAAGGGUUAUAGCAAAUAUGGUGAUAAAUCCAGAAGUGGGCAAGGCAUUGAAUGAGAAAUAUGGUACUCAGCUGAUUGAAGAAAUAAUCAAAGUUCUCAUCAGCAAUCCAUUCAAGAAAAAUGAAGAGUUAGUUCUGUCAAUACUCAGUACAUUGAACAAUUUAUCAUAUUAUUAUACUAGUGACAUGGAAAUAGACAUAUUUCACAUCAAACAGGUGGACAUUGUUGAGGCUAUCACAGAGUUUACCAAAUCAAAGAAUAAAGAGUGUGUUACUGAAACCAUGAGAAUAUUGGGUAAUUUGUCAAGAUCAAAAAUAACUAGGAAUUACAUUGCUGAAUCAGAGGUUUUUGAAAUAUUGAUGAACCUCCUGGAAAAAGCUGAUCCCACUCUAUUGAAAACAACAGUAGGAGUUUUUGUGAAUCUAAUGUCAGAUAACAGAUCCAGAACACUAUUCAAAACCAGUGGAGGAGUAGGAAAACUCAUAAAAGCAUUGAAAAACUCUUGUGAUAAUGACUGGAUGUUAUACAAUUUAGUCUGUCAAGUCUUAUGGAAUUACUGCAUAGACUCUGUGGAUUUACAUGAUCUAUUUUCUGAAAAAGAAAUUCACAAACUGUUAAUACUACUAGCUGAUUUGCUGGAUGAAGAGAAACUAUUUGGAAUUGAGGAACACACUGAUGAUAUGGAUGUGUAUGUCACUCAGGAAUACUUGAUAUGGGAAGAAUUUGCCAAUGUUGCCACAAACCUUUUGGAAAAAAUAGAGUAUUUUUUGGACACCUUUGACCAAAUAGUCAUUGAUAAUGAGAAAACAGAUACAAAUAAGAACACUAAAGAUUCCAGCACCAACCUUAGUUUCUCAGCUUGGUAGAAAUAUGAUCAACAAUUACUCACAAACUAUUAGAAUUUAUAAUUGUUGUUUUUUUAUAUUUUAUUAGUGUUAUUGUAUAAUAUUGAAGAUAUUUAUACUCAUCAUAUUAAAUGUAACAUAAAAAAUAUAUCUUAUUACCAUAAUAGAGCAACCCAUAGUCUU